Molecule: messenger RNA, 1935 nt
Organism: Oncorhynchus keta (chum salmon)
Lineage: Eukaryota; Metazoa; Chordata; Actinopteri; Salmoniformes; Salmonidae
Exons: 2
Coding region: 1-1935 (644 amino acids)
Source: RefSeq, a predicted model, not a curated record
AUGUCUUUCAAGGGCAAGGACAUCCCCAAGAUAAAACGUCACUGGAACAUGCAUGCUGCUUUUGAAAUCCACACUCUGCCCACCCAGGGAACCUUAAAUCACCUCAGCAUUGUUCCAGUCCAUACUCUGCCCACCCAGGGAACCUUAAAUCACCUCAGCAUUGUUCCAGUCCACACUCUGCCCACCCAGGGAACCUUAAAUCACCUCAGCAUUGUUCCAGUCCACACUCUGCCCACCCGGGGAACCUUAAAUCACCUCAGCAUUGUUCCAGUCCACACUCUGCCCACCCGGGGAACCUUAAAUCACCUCAGCAUUGUUCCAGUCCACACUCUGCCCACCCGGGGAACCUUAAAUCACCUCAGCAUUGUUCCAGUCCACACUCUGCCCACCCGGGGAACCUUAAAUCACCUCAGCAUUGUUCCAGUCCACACUCUGCCCACCCGGGGAACCUUAAAUCACCUCAGCAUUGUUCCAGUCCACACUCUGCCCACCCAGGGAACCUUAAAUCACCUCAGCAUUGUUCCAGUCCAUACUCUGCCCACCCAGGGAACCUUAAAUCACCUCAGCAUUGUUCCAGUCCACACUCUGCCCACCCAGGGAACCUUAAAUCACCUCAGCAUUGUUCCAGUCCACACUCUGCCCACCCAGGGAACCUUAAAUCACCUCAGCAUUGUUCCAGUCCACACUCUGCCCACCCGGGGAACCUUAAAUCACCUCAGCAUUGUUCCAGUCCACACUCUGCCCACCCAGGGAACCUUAAAUCACCUCAGCAUUGUUCCAGUCCACACUCUGCCCACCCAGGGAACCUUAAAGCACCUCAGCAUUGUUCCAGUCCACACUCUGCCCACCCAGGGAACCUUAAAUCACCUCAGCAUUGUUCCAGUCCACACUCUGCCCACCCAGGGAACCUUGAAUCACCUCAGCAUUGUUCCAGUCCACACUCUGCCCACCCAGGGAACCUUAAAUCACCUCAGCAUUGUUCCAGUCCAUACUCUGCCCACCCAGGGAACCUUAAAUCACCUCAGCAUUGUUCCAGUCCACACUCUGCCCACCCAGGGAACCUUAAAUCACCUCAGCAUUGUUCCAGUCCACACUCUGCCCACCCAGGGAACCUUAAAUCACCUCAGCAUUGUUCCAGUCCACACUCUGCCCACCCAGGGAACCUUAAAUCACCUCAGCAUUGUUCCAGUCCACACUCUGCCCACCCGGGGAACCUUAAAUCACCUCAGCAUUGUUCCAGUCCACACUCUGCCCACCCAGGGAACCUUAAAUCACCUCAGCAUUGUUCCAGUCCACACUCUGCCCACCCAGGGAACCUUAAAGCACCUCAGCAUUGUUCCAGUCCACACUCUGCCCACCCAGGGAACCUUAAAUCACCUCAGCAUUGUUCCAGUCCACACUCUGCCCACCCAGGGAACCUUGAAUCACCUCAGCAUUGUUCCAGUCCACACUCUGCCCACCCAGGGAACCUUAAAUCACCUCAGCAUUGUUCCAGUCCAUACUCUGCCCACCCAGGGAACCUUAAAUCACCUCAGCAUUGUUCCAGUCCACACUCUGCCCACCCAGGGAACCUUAAAUCACCUCAGCAUUGUUCCAGUCCACACUCUGCCCACCCAGGGAACCUUAAAUCACCUCAGCAUUGUUCCAGUCCAUACUCUGCCCACCCAGGGAACCUUAAAUCACCUCAGCAUUGUUCCAGUCCACACUCUGCCCACCCAGGGAACCUUAAAUCACCUCAGCAUUGUUCCAGUCCACACUCUGCCCACCCGGGGAACCUUAAAUCACCUCAGCAUUGUUCCAGUCCACACUCUGCCCACCCGGGGAACCUUAAAUCACGUCAGCAUUGUUCCAGUCCACACUCUGCCCACCCGGGGAACCUUAAAGCACCUCAGCAUUGUUCCCGUCUACGCUCUAUCCACUCAGGAAACCUCAUAG